Molecule: messenger RNA, 993 nt
Organism: Cryphonectria parasitica EP155
Lineage: Eukaryota; Fungi; Ascomycota; Sordariomycetes; Diaporthales; Cryphonectriaceae
Product: family 26 glycoside hydrolase
Exons: 2
Coding region: 1-993 (330 amino acids)
Biological process (GO): substituted mannan metabolic process
Molecular function (GO): mannan endo-1,4-beta-mannosidase activity
Source: RefSeq, a predicted model, not a curated record
AUGACAAUCAAGCUUGCCUUCUAUAUGCUCCUCAGUGCUCUCUUGGCUCUUGGUGCCACAGCCUCGCCAGCUUAUUAUGAAGACCGGAGUUUCAUUCGAGACAGUGAGGCCACCAGCAGUAUAGCUUCGAACACGAGCACAAGCAACUCCCUGCCCGGUCUUCCCUCGGGCUGCAUGAUCUCCUCCAAGAAUAUCGCAUGGGGCUGGCUCCCUGACGACGAAAACAGCGCCGUGAGCAUCUCCUCACUCAACUCGGCGACCGGAAAAAAGGCCUGCUUCUUCGGCGACUACUCCAAGAUCAAUGACGCUUCCUACGACGGGUCCGACAUCACGUACAAAGCUGCUGAUGCCGAAGGCGCGAUCAUGGUCCCCUCCAUCAUGCCGGUGGGCGUCACCUGGGAUCAAGUGACGACGACUCUGGCCAAACAGAUUGGCACUGUCGUUGAGGCUUUCACAAAGGGCGGUCUGGUCGUGUACCUUCGUUUCGCUCACGAGAUGAACUGUUACGCCAAACCCGGGUGCGCGACGCCGGCGUACCCAGGAGGCGAGGACUACGCUGGAUUCAAGAAGGCCUGGAUUAAUGUCGCCAAUGUCUGUAAAGGGAUCACAGGUUGCUACAUGAUGUGGUCGCCCAAUCUGCAGGACGUGUCAUCCCUGAGCAACUGGUGGCCUGGUGCAGAUUAUGUCGAUAUUGUCGCUGUGGAUCAUUAUCCAUCCAGCGAUUCCGACGUCAGCGCCGGCUUCAGCAGUGCAUACGACGACUUCUACAAUACUGCUGUCAAGCCUUAUGGCAAGCCUUUUAUGCUGGGUGAGACGGCGUAUGGUGGCAGCACUAAAGACGAUUGGGUCAAGGCCGUUACCGACAGUGACUUCAGCAGCUACCCCCUCUACCAGGGAGCGAUGUGGUUUGAGUACAACAAGGAGUCCAAUUUCUACGUGGUCUAUGAUCAGAGUCAGAGUGCCAUUGAGACCUUCGACUCCUAUUUCAGCUGA